This is a messenger RNA of Planococcus citri (citrus mealybug), 3417 nucleotides long. RefSeq names its product annulin-like. The transcript is spliced from 9 exons. Gene Ontology annotation, biological process: peptide cross-linking. The coding region runs from base 285 to 2450 and encodes 721 amino acids. The record is from RefSeq and is a predicted model, not a curated record. Lineage: Eukaryota; Metazoa; Arthropoda; Insecta; Hemiptera; Pseudococcidae. Gene Ontology annotation, molecular function: protein-glutamine gamma-glutamyltransferase activity.
AAUCGAAUGAUUCUUUUAAAAAAUGACCAAUCUAUGUACUUCAGAAUAAUGCAAGUACAGAAUCUUAAUCAUUUUUCAUAAAUUUAUACGUAAGGUACUUGCACUAAUGAGGCCAUUAUUAUCUAUUCCAAGUAUGUACCUAGAUAUGUGCUCUAUUCUCUACGGCUGCACAGCAUAAAUAUAUCCAGCAGUAGGACAAAUGAAGCAUUACAAUUUUCGCGAGUGUUGAUCUUCAAUGCAUCACAAAUCUAAAUAAUUUUAUUGUACUCAUUCGACGCGUCAGUAUGUUCGAAAACCAAAACGUAUUCGCUGAUCUUCUUCCGGCUCUUCCCGCACAAGCUGAGGAAUCGGUAUUUAGGAUUUCCAACGUGGAAUACUGUUUGGCUGAGAAUGGAAAAGAACAUCAUACUUCACGUUACGAUAUCAUGAAUCGGCGAGUCUAUGGCACAGAUCAUCUAGUCGUCCGCCGUGGUCAACCCUUCAUAAUCAACGUGAGGGCUUCUCGCUAUUACAAUUCCAAUCGAGAUGAUAUUUGCAUUGUGUUCACUCCCGAAGACACUGAAAUGUCACGUAGAACAUACCCAGUCAUAACAGAAGUUGUGCAGCGAAAUGAAGUCUCCAGUGGAGCUUGGCGAGCCGAAAUUCAACAAGCCUACUCCAACAAUGUCCUUAGGAUAGCAGUUACUCCUGCGGCAAAUGCUCCUAUUGGAAAGUGGUACAUGAUGAUAAUGACAAGAACCCGCAAUUUGGAUGGUUGCCAAACAUUCCAAGCAGACCGCCCGUUUUACUUGUUAUUCAAUGCCUGGUGUAAAGACGAUCCUGUAUAUUUGGACGACGAAUCCGAGCGCGGGGAGUAUGUGCUAAACGAUACUGGACUGGUGUGGCUGGGUAAUGCUAAAGUAAAUUUUCCUGCGGCUUGGAGCUAUUCACAAUUCUCUAGCUGUAUUCUGGAAUGCGCUAUUUUCCUAAUAAGCACAAUCGCCGAACUUGGUAGCCUCGAACGCGGUGAUCCCGUCCGGGUGACUCGCGCUUUAUGCGAAAUCAUGAAUUUCACUGAUGAUGGCGAUGGCACCGAAGUAAUGGAGGGUAGGUGGGCGUUUGAUUAUUCAUAUGGUACUGAACCUACCAUGUGGAUGGGCUCCGAGGCUAUUCUUCAACAGUACUACAUGUACGGAAGACCCGUUAAGUACGGUCAGUGCAGGUCAAUUGCGGGUGUAUUGGCUACCCUUUUACGCGCUCUCGGUCUACCCUGUCGAGUGGUGACAAAUUUUGAAAGCCCUGAGGAUGACAAUAGAAGUUUGACCAUUGAUAAAGUCAUUGACGAAAAUAACGAGCUGGUUUACGGAUAUACGGACGAACACAUGAAGACAUGGAAUUACCAUGUAUGGAACGAGGUGUGGAUGAAGAGAUCGGAUCUUGCGCCGGAUUUUCACGGAUGGCAAGUGCUCGACGGUACCUACAAGUAUGGUCCAGCUUCAGUAGCGGCUAUCAAAAUCGGCGAUUUAAAAUUACCAUACGAUAUGCAGCCCAUUUAUGCAGCCGUAAAUGCUGAUAUGGUUUGGUGGAGACUUAACAGUUGGACCGGAUAUGGGGAAUGUAUAGGGUGUGAUGCCUCAAGAAUUGGUCAAAAGAUUAGUACAAAAGCAGUGGGUACACUAGAACGUGAAGAUAUAACUCAUAACUACAAGUACCCGGAAGGAUCAAAGAAAGAAAGAGAAAUCAACGAAAAAGUACUUUCUGUAUCUGCUGCAUCUGGAUCACCCUGGGCUCAAAUGUACCUCAAUGAACAGCAAAAAAUCGAUGACUUAAUAUUCAACUUGGAGUUGACCGAAGACUUGAUGAUUGGCCAACCAUUCAGCGUCACCCUAACAAUAAAUAAUGUUGGUCAAAUGGAAAUGUAUCGAGUCUCGGUGAAUUUAUGUAUAGAUAUAGUAAUGUACACAGGUCAAGAGUUUGCAAGGGUCAAGCAAUCUGACAGGAUACCAAAGAUCAUCUAUCCCAAUUCCAGUGUCCAGGAGCAGCUCUACAUUCACUGGGCUGAAUAUUACCCUCUACUCUUUGAUCAAUGUUCUUUUAAACUUUCAUGUUAUGCUACAGUCUAUGAUGUUGAUUUCACAUACAUUCACGAGGAAACAUUCUCUUUACAAAAACUUCACGUAAAAAUUGAGGUGAACAACGAACCAGUCGUUGCGAAUGCUGUUCAGGUGACGGCACGCUUCAAGAAUCCAUUGCCAAUACCCUUGACAGGGGGUAUGUUCUGCAUCGGAGGUGUGGAGCAGAUGGUCAUUCCAUUAUUAGGAGAUGUUGAGGUUGGAGGAGAAGUGAUUUGUCCAUUCCAAGUGACUCCUUUAUUUGAAGGAAAACAAAUGAUCAUUAUAAAAUUUUACUCGCAGGAGUUAAAAGACGUUGAUGGCUUCCAUGAAUUUAUUGUAAAAGGCUGCAAGGGCUGAGGCGGGGUGACUUUUUUGAGUAGGGGUAGGGCAAAUGAAAUGCUGAUCAGGGCAUGGAAGUAAUUCUGGGGAGUGCUCAAGAUAUGGGGGGGGAGAAGGAGGGUGUUUUUUGUGGGUCCUUUAAAAGACUGUACACACAUUUUGUCUCAGCUAAGGCUGGAAGAUGCUAGCGUAGCCAGGAUUUUUUCAAUGGGAGGAAAAGAACAGGAUUUUUGGGCAUGAGAAAGUCAAAAUUUGAAAUAAUUUUAUUAUACAAUUAUUUUAUAAAAAUAAAGAUACCUACAACUACCUACUGUUUUAGCGAAGCGAAAACGAAAAUUUUUCGAAAAAAUUGGCAAAUAGUUUCUGAGACUCAUCAAAUUGGGUGUCUGCCUGUUCUUUCUAACAGACUUAAUAUAGGUAAUGUUAAAAGUUCACAGAAAUGUUUUUUUUUUCAAAUAAAAAUUCGAGCAAAUUUUACAACAAAAAAAAAUUAUAAAAAUACGUAGGAAAAACUUGACUUAGUCAUUUUUCAGUGGAAAUAGGAAUCUUACUAUGGAUUUUCUAGUCAUGGCGCAAAAUUUCUUCUCGCUAGAACAUUGCGCUGGUUACCUACCCUGCCGUACGCUAUGACCCCGAAACAUUGAGUUGCCUAAUCAUAAUAAUCGUGGCUACCUAUGUAUUAAUUUUAAACAUGUUUAAUAAAGAGCUAAUAUGUAUCUUGAGAAGUUGAGAUGCUCUUCACUUUUUAAUUUAAUUUUGCAAAUUAGUACAUAGAAGGCAAUAAUUCGUAAAUGUACGACUUUGGUUUAUGUAUGUACUACUUUUUAUUUAAAUUUUGAUAAACAGAUCUAGGUCGGUACUACCUAUACCAGAAUUCAAAGAUUCAUAAUAAAAGUCGAGACUCUCAAAAAGUACAUGAUAUACAUGCCAAAGUUCGGUCUCCAACGUCGAUCUGGAAGGGCGGGUUCGUGUUUUACAAGGCCAA